AUGUGACGAUGCACAGCAUCUGUGAGAGUGCGCCCAUAGUACUUCCCUUCUAAUCUACCAAUAGUAAGAACUUCCGGUUUUGUUUAGCGACUUCCGGUUCCGUUUAAGAACUUCCGUUUCCGUUUAGCGACUUCCGGUACUAAUUAUUUGCUGUCUUAGGAGGUGUGUCGACCAACGACCACCAAGCCUCAUAGCGUCGUUACUUCCCGAACAGUGAACAUCUAAUUUUAUCUUAGUUUGCUAACGAAAUAGUUGCAAAAUUUAUAAUUAGUUUAAUACUUAAAUCUAAAGUGUGAUCAUGAGUAAUAGUGAAGUGAAUAACGAAGAAGCUCCGCUACACCGCGCAUCGAGCCCGGCCUCAGCUCCGGCAUCCGGCAGUGGCGGUACCCGGCGCCGACAUACCUGCAGUAGCGACUCUGCUUCCGCUUCAUCGGAUUCCUCAGACCACCAGGUAAAAAGAAAAAGACAAGGUGAGUCAGAUUUUGAUAUACAGAAUCUUAUGUACAGAGUUAAUGCAUUGACAAAUAUUUUAUUGCAAAAUUCAUGUCUACCGUCUUUUCAAACGGAAGAAAUUCAGAAUAUGCCUAGCAAUUGUACAGCGGCACAUACAGUGGCGAUUAACGCACCGGCCGCGGCGUCCACGGACACUAUCCGUGACCCACCAUCGAGACCCACCACAAUGGUGUCCUCCGAUUUUUCUUUACGGCGCCCAACGGCUGCUGUACCAAAUGAAACGCGGUUGUUAAAUCUUGGCCAAGUUAAUACAACCUCUAAAGACCCUAAAGUACCCCGGGCGGACCCCGAGCACUUAAAGCGGUUAGAAUUGCUGCAAAAAUUCGGUGAUCCAUCUUGGAAAGAGGUUCGAUAUACUGACGCCUUGAAAAUACAUUGUGCCACCCCUGGUUUUGUUGAGUUGGAUAUAAAUGAUGAACUGAGACAAUUCCAAAAAGGCAAAGACUAUUCAGCUAAAUCCGAAAAAAUUGUAGCUGCUAUUUGUAAUGGAUUGUUGACACAGCGUGAUCUAUUGAAUCAAAGCCUGCAACAACUGGUUGACUGGGCGGCAGCCCCUGAUACAACUCUGUCUGCUGGAAAUAUUUUUGAUAAAAUUUCAGAAUUAUUUCAACCUAAUUCUAAAUUUCAUAAAGUAAGCGAAGAAAUUAUGCAAAUAGUUUGCGGUAAGCGGGCAGAAUGUAUCGAAACUCGCCGGGAGCGUAUCCUGGGUGAGCUGCCAAACAAGAACUUACGUGAGGGUCUCCGUAAGAUACCUCCAAGUUCUGCGUACCUUUUUAAUGAAACUCACCUGCAUGCUUACAUUGCAAACACAGGUGGGAUGGAUAAAUGGGUUCGACCAUGGUUUGACUCGGGAAAAGAGCUCCAUAAACCAAAUACUAAACCUUGUUAUAAGCAUAGUAAACCUGGUCCGUCACGUGAGGCUAGUCAGUCCUUUCGUAAUCAAGAGCACGCAUCAAAUUCAAGGAAGAACAAAAACUUUACCUAUCGUCCAGAGCAGAAAAGAUCGAAGAAAGUCUAUCAUCGAAAGGACAGCCUACCCGGCAAAAAGAAAUUCGAUAAAUGACUCGCAACUCACACAACCCAGGUUUUACGGAGGCUGUCUUCGAGCGUAUCGGAGGCAGUGGCAGGCGCUUCGGGCUCCGGAGGCCCUUCUCGGAAUGAUCUCGGGAAUGCGUCUACCAUUUACCUCCAAACCACUACUUGUCCAUCCAUUGGCGAAAACCCUAAAUCGCUUCAGAACAACCCAGUCUCCAGAUAUGUCGGAUCAGAUAAAGAUCCUGUUGCAACAAGGUGUCCUGGAAAUUCCAGACCAACAGGAUCUGGGCCCCAGUUUCUUCUCAACAAUGUUCUUGACAAGGAAGAACGAUGGGACUCACAGACCUAUUUUCAACCUAAA
Messenger RNA from Achroia grisella, 1909 nucleotides. RefSeq lists its product as uncharacterized. The transcript has a single exon. NCBI's taxonomy places the organism in Eukaryota, Metazoa, Arthropoda, Insecta, Lepidoptera, Pyralidae. The record is from RefSeq and is a predicted model, not a curated record. Bases 299 to 1576 code for a protein of 425 amino acids.